CCCCCGCCUUUGUCCGCUCCUCGCCCAAAGGGGAUGCGGGAAUCGAGUCUGUAGAAGACGACUUCCGGCUCUCUAUUGGAGGAAAGAGGCUUGCGGGCCGUUUCCCCGGCCCCACGUGAAGAUGCGGCCAGGAAGAGAACCAGCGACCCUUCAGCAUGCCAAGCUCAGCCACCAUCCUUAAAAAAAAGUUGCUUUUCCUCAUGGUUCUCAUCAAGGAAGGAUUCACGCAUAUUCCUGUAUUGUACCGGGUUGGACUGGAUGACCCUUAGGGUCCCUUCCAAUUCUAUGAGAGAUUUUCUUCUUGUGGGGUUUGCAAUAGGGGAAAUCUGCGCAUGUAAAGCAGGUGACAACCCUCCGCCCUCUGAUUUCGAGGUGGGCGGGGCUACCGUCCUUCGCCCCGCCCCCAUCCCAUAAUCCCACUCGCUCUCCGCUCUCUCCUCCUUCUCCUGCCUUUGCUCUGGAAACCUCCAUGUGCCCGACUGAGCAGGAGCAGCAGGAAUAGUAGCAGAUCAAAGCGGAUGGCUCCUCCAACAGACAGCGCCAUGGAGGCUGCAGCUCACCCGUCCCCGGCCAGCUGCCUCCGCUGGGACCUGACGGCCGCGCAGAUCCAGGACGCCACAGCCGAGCUGAUCGAGAAGACCAAGCGGGUGUACGACACAGUGGGUGCCCUGGCGCAGGGCGACAUCUCAUAUGAGAACACGCUGGGUGCCCUGGCUGCAGUGGAGGUGGAGUACACAGUUCAGCGGAACAUGCUAGACUUCCCACAACACGUGUCCCCCUGCAAGGAGGUUCGUGCGGCCAGCACUGAGGCCGACAAGAAGCUCUCCGAGUUUGACGUGGAGAUGAGCAUGCGGAGGGACGUCUACCAGCGCAUCAUCUGGCUGCAGGAGAAGCUGGAGAACACGUCUCUGAAGCCAGAAGCGAAGCGAUACCUUGAGCGCCUGAUUAAGCUGGGCAGGCGAAGUGGCCUCCAUCUCCCCGAGGAGACGCAGGAGAAAAUCAAAGAGAUCAAAAAAAGGCUGAGCGUCCUGUGCAUCGACUUCAACAAGAACCUCAACGAGGACACGACCGUCCUGCCCUUCUCCCGGGAAGAGCUGGGGGGUCUCCCUGAGGACUUCCUGAGCUCCCUGGAGAAGACAGAGGAUGGGAAACUGAAGGUGACCCUGAAAUACCCCCACUAUUUCCCCCUGAUGAAGAAGUGCCACGUUCCAGAGACGCGGAGGCGGGUGGAGAAGCAGUUCAAUUCCCGCUGCAAGGAGGAGAACUGCCUCAUCCUGAAGGAACUGGUGGUCCUGCGGGCGAAGAAGGCGGCUCUGCUGGGAUUCGAGACCCACGCCGACUUUGUCCUGGAGAUGAACAUGGCCAAGGACUGCCAGACGGUGGCCUCUUUCCUGGAUGAGCUGGCGGCCAAGCUGCGCGUGCUGGGCGAGCAGGAGCGGGCCCUGCUCCUGUCCCUGAAGCGCCAGGAGUGUGAGCAGCGCGGCCUGCCCUUUGACGGGCACCUCCACGCCUGGGACCUGCGCUUCUACAUGAACCGGGUGCAAGAGACACUUUACCAGGUGGACCAGAACCUGCUCAAGGAGUUCUUCCCCAUGGAGGUGGUGACGGCCGGCCUGCUGGGCAUCUACCAGGAGCUGCUGGGGCUCACCUUCCGCCUGGAGGAGGGAGCCCCCGCCUGGCACCCCGACGUCCAGCUCUACACCGUGCAGGACGCCCACUCCGGCCAGGCCGUCGGGAAGUUCUACCUGGACCUCUACCCAAGGGAGGGGAAGUAUGGCCACGCAGCCUGCUUUGGUCUGCAGCCCGGCUGCCUUCUCCCCAACGGCAGCCGCCAGAUCUCAGUGGCAGCCAUGGUGGCCAACUUCACGAAGCCCACGCAGGACGCGCCAUCGUUGCUGCAGCACGACGAGGUGGAGACCUACUUUCACGAGUUUGGGCACGUCAUGCACCAGCUCUGCUCGCAGGCAGACUUUGCCAUGUUCAGUGGGACCCACGUGGAGAGGGACUUUGUAGAGGCUCCGUCGCAGAUGCUGGAGAACUGGGUGUGGGAGAAGGAGCCCCUCCGGCGGAUGUCCACACACUACAAGAACGGCGUGCCCAUCCCAGACCAGCUGCUGGAGAAGCUCAUCAAGUCCCGACAAGCCAACACAGGUAGGACUCUUCAACUGCGGCAGAUCGUCCUGGCCAAGGUUGACCAGGCUUUGCACACACAGACAGACGCCGACCCUGUGGAGGAGUACGCCACGCAGUGUGACAAGAUUGGGUGUCCCUGCACCCCAGGUACGAACAUGCCGGCGACGUUUGGCCACCUGGCAGGGGGCUACGAUGCCCAGUACUACGGCUACCUCUGGAGUGAAGUCUACUCCAUGGACAUGUUCUACACUCGCUUCAAGAAAGAAGGCGUCAUGAACCACAAGGUGGGCAUGGACUACCGCAACUGCAUCCUGCGUCCCGGCGGAUCCCUCGAUGCCUCCGACAUGCUGCUCCACUUCCUUGGCCGGAAUCCCAAGCAGGAUGCUUUCCUGGCCAGCAAGGGUCUUGCCGCCGACCCCACCAGCCUCCCCUCGUCCUGCUGAGACCUCCCCCUGCCCACUUCCCCGCUGGGGGGGGGCACUUGCAAGUCCUGCCUGGCGGCCUGCUUGUAGAAAUAGCCUUGGGAGUGGGGGGUGGGUGGGUUUCGUCCGCCUUGCCUCCCACCCGGAGUUCUGGAAGGAAGGGGCCUCUCGGCUUCCUGAUUCCCUCCUUGGCCCACCCCCAGAGCCCCAACAAACAAAAUUUCUCUAAACCCACCUGGCUCCUUUGCUUCCCCCCUCCCCCCCCAAGGAAAAUAUAGUUUGCAAGGAAAAGGAUUGUGCUUUUAAUGGUUGGUUUUGGAGCUCUGAUUCUUUCCUGCCCUUGGCUGGAGUUUGCAGCCGUUUGCAAUCAGGCUCCGGGUUUCCUGCCGCUUGCAAGUGGGUCCCUGGCCUAGAUUAGUUAGAUCCAGGGGCCUUGCAGAAGUGUAAAGCACCCAGCAGAGUCACCCAAGGCUGCCCUGCCCUGUGCCUUCUGGCAGGAUCUGGCAAGAUCUCCCCAGAAGAGGAAGACCACUGCUGCAGCCCCUUCUCCUCGAUUUUCCUGCAGGGGACAUUCCCUUGGGUUUGCUGCCUCCUGAGGGCUCCAGCCGCGGCGCACAGCGUCUAAUGGAAGGCUGCAAGCAAUACUGCAGCGGGGGGGGGGGGUUCCUCUUUCCUUCCCUCCAUUUCUCUGAUUUCCAUGGGGCUACAAUUAUUCCUAUUCUUGCUUCGACACCCUUUGGAAUCGAUCUUAAGCCCCAAAUCUUAGCUCUGCGUAUCAAUUUUAACGGUGCGGGUUUGAUGCACUUUGCACAACAGAUCUGAGUGCAUUUGGGGCUGUUCUCAAUGCUGGGUAUUUUUUGGGGGGGGCAGGUAGCAAAUCCCAGUUGACGUUCCCCCGUGGGGUUUUAUGCAGCACAAAACGACCCCUCUUCUCCAAAGGAGGGCAAUCAUCGCCUCUCAGGAAGCGGCCGUCUCUCAAAUCAAAAGACUCUUCCGAUUUUUAAGGCGGGAGGGAAGCCAUCGCGGCGCAGAGAUCUGGUCUCGACUGAGAUCCUGAAGGGGAACCCCCCCCCAAUCUCUGCCUUGGCCCACUCCAUGCAGCAGCUGUCGGGGCCGCCCCCUGUUUUCAUAUCCGUCUAAAGUGGAUUACGGAUUGAGUUCUCUCCCGGCAGAAGCAAAAAGGUCCUGCAGACACAGCUCCUCUUCUUAGCAGCAGCAGCUGGGGCUGAGGUUGGACGGCCAAUAAAGGGUUUUGAAAUUUU
Zootoca vivipara (common lizard) is the source of this 3817-nucleotide messenger RNA. The record is from RefSeq and is a predicted model, not a curated record. Lineage: Eukaryota; Metazoa; Chordata; Lepidosauria; Squamata; Lacertidae.